UAUUGUGAAGAACAGCAGGGGAUCAUCUUGUGCUCAUUUCCAUACGUGUAUUACGAGCUGAGAUAAGGAAGAGUGCGCAACAAGUAUUGUAAGUGAAUGUGUAUAUGUAUACAAUAACGACAAUUCUAUGUCGUAUUUAUUCGAGUGUCAAUUGGAUAUACAUAGCAAAGUUGUAAAUAACACCUUGAUGGAUAAAUCAUUUGGAAGAAUCAUCAUAGAAUAAAGCAGUAGAAAACGUGAACACGUUGACGGCUUUUAAAUAACACAUGGGCGUGAAAAGAAAUCAAGUUCGCCAAAUACAUAAAUCAUUUUUGUGGUUAAGUUCGCAAGGGCGUUGUUUAGUUAUAUUCUAAGUACAAAGAAUGGGUGUGAUCAUCAGUGGAACGUGUCUUUUGUAGUCAUUUAUAUAGGAAGGGUGUUUUAUCUUUCUUACUCCAAGGCUUCGAACGCAAGAUAUUGUUGCUAACGCGCUGUCUCUGUCAUUAUUCACCGGAAGGAAAUAAUUCUCCCAAAACGGAGCGCCAUAAAAUAACAAAAAUUCAUGCUAAAAUGAGUCUUAGCAUAACCAAGUUCUUCUCUAAGAAGAAAACUCCUCCAAUAGACAACGUUGUUGGGGAGAUUGGACCUCCAACCAAUGUUUCACAUAAAUUUCACGUCAUUAAAAAUGCCGAAACUGGACAACUAGAAGGAUUACCUGAUCCUUGGAUACGUUUACUCAACACUCAAAUAUCUAAAUCAGAGCAAGAUUCUCAUCCAGACGCAGCCCUUCAAGCAAUCAAAUUCUACAAUUAUUCAAUUAAGAGGAAACCUCAAGAAGAAGUAUUUAAGCCUCUUGUUACAGAAGAUUUAAUCAAAGAGGAGUCACAAGAAAUUGAUAAGAUCUUAGCGAAGAAAUAUCAGUCCGGUGACUCAGACUGCUCCAACUCUGCUAGUUCAACUGAUAGUCAAGUUCAAAGAUUACCUGAGUUACCUCCACAAUUGAAGAAACCACCAAAACCAGCACCUAGAAAGCGUAUAGAACGAGUAGAGAAGACUCUCACAGAAAUUUUAGAAGAUCUCAACUCAUACCAAAUAGAUGACAAUAAUUUUGGAGAAGACAAGGAAAUUAAUGAAGAAGAGAGUCCUGUUUUACGUAGGAAAACUUCAUGUUCUGUAGGACGCAUGAAUGAUGAAGAAGUCUAUGAAGAGUUGAGAAAGAUUUGCCAACCUGGUGAUCCGAAUAGACGCUUUGAACUAACAAGAGAAGUUGGAGCUGGUGCUUCUGGAAAAGUAUUUAUUGCUACUGAUUUAAUUGAAAACCAAAGGGUAGCAAUAAAAGAUAUUGAUUUAGCUAAGCAGCAAAAGAAAGGAUUAAUCCUUACAGAGAUAAAAGUAUUGAAGGAGUUUCAUCAUCCAAACCUUGUCAAUUUUCUGGAUGCUUAUUUACUUGAUGAACAUCUCUGGGUUGUAAUGGAACUCUUAGAAGGUGGUGCUCUUACCGAUGUGGUGACUGAAACUGUGAUGAAAGAAGCUCAGAUUGCAGCAGUAUGCCGAGAAGUAUUGAAAGCAAUUAGCUUUUUGCAUUCUAAAGGAAUUAUUCAUCGAGAUAUUAAGUCUGACAAUGUUCUUUUGGGAAUGAAUGGUACUGUGAAAGUAACUGACUUUGGAUUUUGUGCUAAUAUUGAAGGAGAUGAAAAACGACAAACGAUGGUAGGGACUCCCUAUUGGAUGGCUCCUGAAGUUGUCACAAGAAAACAGUAUGGAAAAAAAGUUGACAUCUGGUCUUUAGGCAUUAUGGCAAUCGAAAUGAUUGAAGGUGAACCACCUUACUUAAAAGAAUCACAUCUUCGAGCGUUGUAUUUAAUUGCUGCUAUUGGACGACCAUCGAUUCCUCGAUGGGAUACGCUUAGUCCUACAUUACAAAAUUUUUUGGAAAGAUGUCUCACAGUUGAAGUUGAUGAACGAGCUGAUGCUGAUGAAUUACUUGCACAUCCUUUUUUAGAAAAUUGUGCUAAACUAUCAACACUUACACCACUUAUUCGAACCGCUCAGCGACUUCUUCAAAAAACAUUUUGAUCAAUUGAUUAUUCCUGUAAGGCAAUUAUUAUAAUGACUAUCCGGAUGACAAGUGGAAUUUGUAAACCAAUUUUGUUUAAUUGUCAAUUAAUUGUCAUGUGAUUAUUAAAAAAAAAAAAUCGUACUUAUACGAGAAUUCAUCGAAGUGCCAAUUGCGAUAAAAUAUAAAAAUGGGAAAUUUUUUUUCUAUUUAUAUAAAUCUUUUCAAAAUCAAUCCAGUCUAUUUUAAUAAUAUAAACCGAUAAUAGUAGUUAAGAUUUUUAUAAAAAAUUGUUGCAAUUUUGACAUAUAUUUUUCGAUAGAUAAAAUAUAUCAAUUAAACCAAAAAAUUUUGCAUUAAGCAAAAGUAUUAAGUGAGAGGACCAAGCGUUUUUAAUAAAGUUAAGCAAAAUAUACAUCACUAGUUUUAUAAACAUUUAUACAAUCAAUUUGUAUGUUUUAACUUGUGCCUAAGAGCAUUUUAUAUUGCUCAAUCAAAUACACAUUU
Molecule: messenger RNA, 2542 nt
Organism: Chelonus insularis
Lineage: Eukaryota; Metazoa; Arthropoda; Insecta; Hymenoptera; Braconidae
Gene: Pak3
Product: p21 (RAC1) activated kinase 3
Exons: 1
Coding region: 550-2055 (501 amino acids)
Biological process (GO): protein phosphorylation; regulation of MAPK cascade; regulation of axonogenesis
Cellular component (GO): cytoplasm
Molecular function (GO): ATP binding; protein serine/threonine kinase activity
Source: RefSeq, a predicted model, not a curated record